Molecule: messenger RNA, 2100 nt
Organism: Trichomonas vaginalis G3
Lineage: Eukaryota; Parabasalia; Trichomonadida; Trichomonadidae
Exons: 1
Coding region: 1-2100 (699 amino acids)
Source: RefSeq, a predicted model, not a curated record
AUGAGCCAAGAAGAACAAUCCAUGAAUCUUCAAAGUUACGGAAGCGGGGAUAGUAGGAUCGAUGAAACACAAUUUACACCCGAAGAACUCGAAAUUAUUAAAAAUGAACAACCAUCAUUUGACUUAAUGCAGAAAAUCAGUAAUUAUGUACCACGUCAAGAGAGGCAAGAAAGUAGUAAUAUCCAAGAUGACCAAAUUUCAAGCCAAAAUAGCCUUCAAUUAAAUAGUAACGAAUUUUCCGGAAUUCAAGUACAUAAUGAUUCAGAAUAUGAGCAAGCAAUACAGAAUUUCGAACAACCUCAAGAUGAAAGCGGAAAUUUCGUUUCAAUGUUUGGUGUUACCGAACCUGGCCAAGUUAAAAUAAAUUACACUGGCCAAGCCAACCUUGCGAUAGAGAAUACUUAUCCAUACCUCGAGCGCCCUCGUAUAGAAGGACAGGAAGGACAGGAGGAAGAAGAAGUUUCGAAUAUUCCUCUUGAGGAAGAGCUUUUGUCUUCUAGGACAAUGGCCCUUACUGUUAGUGCUCUCCUAGACAAUAUUAUGAAAGAAACAAAGCCAGAUUUAAGUUCCGAAUCUUCGAAAAUUAAUUUGACAGAAGAAAACAGCGCACGGCAAGAAGAAAAAGCAAAGAGAUUAGCUGCGCAAGCUUCUGCAGCCGAAAGAUUAUCAAAACCAAAACCGAAGAAAUUACCUCUCGAAGAAUUACCACAACCUAAAACAGCGAGAAAGCGAUCAAAGAAAGAGCAAGAGCUAGCAGCAGAAAGAUUAUCGAAAGGCCAUGCAAUUGCUCAAAUAGAUAUGCCAGAAGUAACUCCGAUUCCUUUUCAAUUACAAACAAGAAAACACAACCAACAAACAAAAAUCAAAGUCGUUAGAGCUGAAUCAGAAUCAUCUGCCCGUAGAAACGAAACUACUGCUAGAACGAAAACUGCAAGAUCAAACGAUCAAACAAGAUUUAAUCAGAAUAAUUUAUAUUACGAUGACCAAGCCUACGUCGAGAAAGCUCCAAAAGACUUUGUAGAUAUGCUUUCUGGCAAAACUCCUCGUCCAUCAACUUCUAUUAACCAAACUUACAAAAAACGAGAGGUUGAAAGUAGAUUUACCCACAAAGAAAUAUCAGAAAUGGUUGAUAAAAUCAUUAGUGGUAAGAAAAUGAAGAUCGAUGAUCCAGGAACGAUAGCAGAUGUUGUCAACGAACUUACUAACCGUAGAAUUGCAGCUCUGAACAAAAGUGAUUACUUGGAAAGCUUGAAAUUGCAGAAAUUGGCCGAUGAAAUGAAAACACAGUUCAGAUUAAGAGAUAGAGAACAAUUUCAUCAGGAUUAUAUGAAUGAUCUCAAUAGUAGAUUGGAAGAUGCCAAGAAAUCACUCAAAAAAGCAGAAGAAGAGUGGAAAGAUAAAGAAAAAGCUUUAAUUCAAGCUCAAAAAGAGAAUACAGAGAAAAUUGAACAGAAAAUGGAUGAUGAAAUGGAAGAUCUCGAGUAUAAAUGGCAAUGUCCAGAGACUACAAGGCGAUUUUCUAAGAAAUCUCCACAAUUAUUAAAUCAACAGUUUAUUGAGAAGAAUUUGGCUCUUAUUGGUGAUUUAGUUGGUGCCGCAAAGAUGCAAAAAGUCGUUCAGAAGACAGAAAAGAUCGAAGCUGAAUAUAAAUACAAUGAUAUGCAAUCAUCCUUCGAAAAAGAGCGUAAAAACUUAAUAGAUCAACAAGACCAAGCAUUAGAACAUCUUAAAAAUGCUCAAACUUUGGAGUUCUCCACAUUUACAAAGCAAAAAGAAGAAAGUAUUGGAAUAAUUAAGCGAAGAAUCGCUACAUACGAGAGAAUUAUCAACGAUGACAAAGAUAUUGACAAAUUCUGUGCCAGAAAAUUCAAAAGGAAUGCAGAUGUCGUAGUUCCAAUGACAGUUACAGCAAAUGGAGGAGAUGACAUCCCAACAAACGGAAAAGUAAGGGCAACACCUAUAAAUCUCAAUGGAAUAAUGAGUUUUAGAGAAGCUCCUGUAGCAAGCCCACUUCAAUUACCUACUCUCAAAAUAAAGAAAACCUCAAGAAAAGCAAGAGUCAAAAAACUGACAAACACAAAAGGUGACACUUCUUUCUGA